Molecule: messenger RNA, 1578 nt
Organism: Lichtheimia ornata
Lineage: Eukaryota; Fungi; Mucoromycota; Mucoromycetes; Mucorales; Lichtheimiaceae
Exons: 8
Coding region: 1-1578 (525 amino acids)
Biological process (GO): proteolysis
Molecular function (GO): serine-type endopeptidase activity
Source: RefSeq, a predicted model, not a curated record
AUGAAGCUAUCCAUUCUAACCGUAUUCUUGGUUGGAUGCUGUGUGGCAUUAGCAUGCUCACAUAAAAAGCACCCGGUUGAGCGAUCUGAUACGCAACGAUACAUUGUCCAAGUCAAUCAUGACGUUGAUAUCCUUGAUUUUAUUCCCAACUUUCUCGAAAACGCUUUCCAAACCCUCGAAGACUUGAUCCAUGAGACUGAAGAGGUGGCUGAAACUGUUGUUGAAGAUGUUGGCAAGACCAUUGGGAAGCUGUUUAAGCGUUGUCAUAAAAAGCCGGAGCCAAAAGCUAUCCAAGUCCACGACAUUUUUGAUAUUGGCGGCAUGUUCAAGGCGUUCCAAAUGGAGUUACACAAUGAUACGAUCCUCGAUUCAUUGUUGGAUAUCACCCAAGUCAUGUCGAUCAUUCCUGAUGAUGAUAUUGAAUUCCUCUUGCCAAAGCCCAAUGCCCAUAAUUCGGUUGAUAAACGUGAUGAGUCUGAUGAUGAAGAUGAUACUUCGAGUGAGACAUCCUCCUCUUUGAGUGCUACGAAACCCACACCAACCGGCUCAUCCGACAAGGAAUGGUCGAGCACAACUUUCUCUUCAGCAAUGCCAACCCAUACACCUACCAAAGGUCACAAGAACGACACAAUCACGUAUAUCAAAAUGCCUGAGGAACCACAAGCACCAUGGAAUUUGGUCCGUAUUUCUCAACGUGAACUUGAUUUGGAGCAGCCUUAUACCACUGAUUCUCUUUCUGGUGCGGGUGUCACAGUGUAUAUCAUUGAUGAUGGAUUGGCUAUCCACAAUGAAGAUUUUGAAAAGCGCGCAUCCUAUGGCUGGUCUGCCGUGGCGAAUAGCACAUCUAACAAACACAUCACCCAAAAGAGUACUUCUAGCGCAGGAGGUGGUAAAAACAGUGACCCCAGAGAUGGCGGUGGUCAUGGCACCCAUGUUGCUGGUAUUAUUGGUGGUAAGCAUUAUGGUGUUGCCAAAAAUGUGACACUUGUUGGUGUUCAAGUAUUACAACCAAAUGGCAAGGGCUCUGUAUCCAACUUCCUUGGCGGUAUCAAUUGGGUCGUUGAGCAAGAAAAGAACCAGACUCGACCAGUGCUCAUCAACUUGUCUCUUGGAUUACCAAAGGAGAACGUACGAGCAAAAACAUUGGCACAAGCUGUGGAAGCUGCUGUCAAGGCUGGUAUUCCUGUCAUUGCUGCUGCCGGUAACUCUGCAGUUGAUGCAUGUGAUAUUGUUCCAGCAAACAGCAAGAACGUUUUCACGGUGGGGUCGACGACACAAGAGGACGAAAUGGAUUCCCAGAGUUGUUAUGGGGCAUGUGUAGAUGUAUUAGCUCCAGGCUUUGAUAUCACCAGCACCUAUAUUGGAGAGCCCGAUUCGACCGCAACAAUGAGUGGAACAUCUAUGAGCGCACCUCAUGUAUCAGGUGUUGCAGCAAUGAUUUUGCCUUAUCUUGAUAAUCCCACACCCAAAGAGCUCUACAAGGUCAUGCGUGGUAUGGCUACACGUAAUAAGAUUAGUGGCAUCCCUGACAAAAAGACCCCCAAUGCCCUUUUGUACAAUAAACUAAAGAACCAUUGA